ACAUCUCUCUCUAAGAAUGAAAUUUUUCAUGUAUUUAUGUGCAUUUCUGGUCUGGACUCUUGGACAUGUGGCAGGUACACAAGCUUCCAGUGGAGGUUGUUCCCCACCCGACUUUGGUAUGGCAAGAGGUAUUAUUCCAAACAAGGAUAUCACAGCAUCAUCAGCACAGAAUUCUGAUUCACUUCCUCACCAUGCACGGUUCAGCAACAGCAAAGCAUGGGUUCCUGAUAGAAAUGAUAGAAAUCCAUGGAUACAAGUGAAUUUACAGUAUUCAAGAAAUAUCACUGCAAUUGCUACACAAGGUUUUUCUGGCUCCUAUGUAACCCGCUAUUAUGUGAGUUUCAGUUCUGAUGGAAACAACUGGAACAACUAUACAGAGCAGGGAAAAGUUAGGGUGUUUCAAGCCAAUGUAAAUGAUGAUAAAAUCAAAACAGUCCUUUUCAAACCUUCUCAUGUAGCACAGUACAUAAGAUUAUACCCGACAAACUGCUCCAACACUUGUGCCCUCAGAUUUGAGCUUUAUGGGUGCAAUUCAACCACAGGCUUGCCUGGCCAGCCAAACUCACUCUCUUCAGAUUCUGUUUUAUCAAACAAAAUUGUCAUCUCAUGGAGUGAACCUACUGAUCUAGGGAAUGGAAUAACAGGGUAUGUUGUUAGGUGGCAGAGUGCUGAAAAAGCUGAUUAUCAAGAAAAAGUAGUUACAGGGAGCAGAUCUGCGACACUUGAUAACCUAACACCCUACACUUGGUAUGACAUCCAAGUGAGAGCAGAAAAUGAUAAGGGACGUGGCCCUUGGUCAGUCUCACUGCAAGAGAGAACACAAGAGUCCUUUCCUUCUGCUGCUCCUGGGAACUUUCGAGUCACUUCCAAUGCUUCUCUCGUCUUGGACAUAACUUGGGAUGCCAUUCCUACAGAAAAACAAAAUGGGAAGCUGCUAGGUUACCAUAUUUACUACAAGGUAAAUGGAUCUGCAGUAGAGUAUAACAAAACUGUUGGACCAGAUAAGCUGGUAUAUCAACUAACAGGACUUGAGUUUACAACCUAUGUUGUUCGAAUAGCUGGGUACACCGUUGUUGGUGUUGGUUUGUCUACUGGAUCUGUGAGGAAACAACCAAAAGGAGGCGCUCCGACAGCUCCCAGAAACCUUAAGUUGACUGUUGAGUCAUCCACCUCGAUAAAGGCAUCGUGGACUAAGCCCCUGAAGAUUAAUGGUGUCUUUAAACGUUAUGUGGUGAUGUACGGCUUAUCGAAAGACAGCUUGAGUAAAUCGUUUUAUUCCUUUACCACUGAGUACUCACUGGCCCCGCUGGAUGAGUUCACUACUUAUUAUGUUCAAGUGCACGCUGAAACAUCUGUAACGGGGUUGUCUUCCGACAUUAUCUCGGCAAGGACAAAUGAGGAUGGUUAGUGCAGUACAUUAACGCUCCCAGCUCUGCUCCAAUCAUUGAUAGAAAAGAAACAAAAGCCGAGGAUGCGCACACCAUAAGAGUCAAGUGGAAUGAAA
Messenger RNA from Stylophora pistillata, 1504 nucleotides. Its product is annotated as phosphatidylinositol phosphatase PTPRQ. Gene Ontology annotation, molecular function: protein binding. The record is from RefSeq and is a predicted model, not a curated record. Lineage: Eukaryota; Metazoa; Cnidaria; Anthozoa; Scleractinia; Pocilloporidae.